Messenger RNA from Phalaenopsis equestris, 1394 nucleotides. RefSeq names its product putative lipoate-protein ligase A. The transcript is spliced from 8 exons. Gene Ontology annotation, biological process: protein modification process. Lineage: Eukaryota; Viridiplantae; Streptophyta; Magnoliopsida; Asparagales; Orchidaceae. Gene Ontology annotation, cellular component: mitochondrion. Bases 431 to 1165 code for a protein of 244 amino acids. The record is from RefSeq and is a predicted model, not a curated record.
UUGGUAAUUUCUAUUUCCUUUUUCUAGCAUGAGGAUUUUAUGGCUUUUCUAAUGUGGUGGCCUUCCCCCUCAAAUUAUCUCGUAACCGAGCCACUGUCCCGACUAAUGGGACUAUGAGGAGAAUUAUCACAAGGAAUCAUUUUCAAGUUUUUGGUGAUGGAAGGAAAAGCUGAGAGAUUCGUUGAUGUCAGUUUCUAUGUCAGUUUCUACAGUGUGAUACAGGUUUGUAAGAAAGUUUUUGGUGAUUGACAAUGUUAAUGAUUGUCAUAGUUGAUACUGCAAGUUUCAUGACACUUGCAUUAAGGUUUUAAAGGGACACUAGAGAAUGAGAGAAAGGAGCUCAACAUAUCCAUAUGGGAUAAUGCUGCUCUCAAUAUAAAUCUUUGAAUGAUAGGACAAAGGAAUAUAGCAUUGCAUCAAACAAAAGUGCAUGAAAUCAAUCUGUGGGACAUUGAGAACAAAAGAGUUUUCUAUAUUACAACAAUUACAUCUGGAGGAAAGGCUGCUUCGAGCAUCUUCAGAUAAUUGGUGUAUUAUAAAUAAUGGAACAAACCAACCUAAUAUUGUCAUGGGCAUAUCUGGGAAGCCUGAAGAGCUUGUUGAAGUUGAGCUGGUGCUUCAAGAUCAGGUUCCUGUGAUUAGAAGGUUUACUGGAGGAGGCACUGUAAUUGUUGAUGACAGGACUAUUUUUGUAACUUUUAUUUGCAAUAAAAAUGCUAUUCCUGGGCUUCAACCAUUUCCCCGUCCUAUUAUGUCAUGGACAGGUCAAUUUUACAAAAAUGUCUUUGAAGGUUAUGGCGAUUUUCAGCUUUGCGAAAAUGAUUAUGCAUUUGGUCUCCGCAAAUUUGGUGGAAAUGCUCAAUCUAUAACAAAAAAUCGCUGGAUUCACCACACUUCAUUUUUAUGGGAUUAUGAUGUCAGGAACAUGCAGUACCUGAAAAUACCUAAGCGAGCUCCUGAAUAUAGAUUGGCAAGGAAUCACACGGAGUUUUUGUGCCGAAUGAAGGAUUAUCUGACAUCAAGAUCAAUUUUUAUUGAAAGAACGAUCUCUUCUCUUGAAGAUUAUUUCUCAAUUAAAAGCACACAACUAGACUGUGUCAUUAAUACUAAUGAAGCAUCACAGUUGCAGACAACCAGAUUGUUAACAAAACAGGAGCUGGAGUAGGCACGCCCAUCCCAGCUCUGGAGCUUCCACUAGGAAAUAAGCGCAGGGGCACGCGGCGAGGCGGUGCGGUGGUGGUACGACUACGCUUUAUGGUUUUGUCUAUUUGAGCAAACUGUGUUUGGACAGUUCUUUCGAAAAGUCGCCACUGAAAUGUGUUUUUCACCUGUUAUGGUAUGGUGUGGUGACAGCUUUCUAGUUGUUGUUUGACUUAAAAAAAAAAAAAAUUAAA